UAAACCAACAGACCAAAGAUGAGAUCUCUGGCUUUAUUGGCUGUUUUAAUAUAUUUUCAUUGCGUUCUGAGAAAAUGUUUUUGUACAUCAGAACAAAACAAAGUUCUGUCCAUCACUGCUACAACGCAGGACCAAGUGAGCCUACUGCAGAAUAUAUCCAGCCAUAAUGAGACGGAGCUGUGGCAGCCGGUGUCUCCCAGUCACAUCACAGUGAACACAAAUGUCCAUCUGUACGUCCAAUCCAGCAGCAUGACACGAGUCACUGAGCUGCUAAACACACAUGGAUUCACCUUCAGAGUCAUGUUGGAGAACACGCAGCAUCUGAUCCAGGAACAGACCCAGAACAACACGGGAGAUCCCAAGAGCGGCGGCACAAAUUAUGAAAGAUAUUACUCUUUAGAAGACAUUUAUCAUUGGGUCAAUAUAACAAGCCAAAGCCAUCCCAACAUGACCAAACUCAUUCUGAUUGGCUCGUCAUUCGAGAAAAAUCCACUUUAUGUCUUGAAGCUGUCAGGAAGACGAGGCCCAGUGGAUAAAGCCAUGUGGAUGGAUUGUGGGAUUCAUGCCAGAGAGUGGAUCUCACCUGUUUUUUGCCUUUGGUUCAUCAAAUAUGCUCUUACAUUUUACAAGGAAAACCGCGACAUCACCACAAUGCUGGACAAGAUGGACAUUUACAUCUUACCAGUCAUGAAUCCAGAUGGUUACAAGUACACAUGGACGACAAACCGCAUGUGGAGGAAGAACCGGUCAGUGAGGGAGGACAGUGUCUGUGUCGGAGUCGACCUGAACAGGAACUUUGAUGCCAACUGGUGCACGACGGGAGCGUCUAGCAACCCCUGUUCUAAUAUUUACUGUGGGCAGUAUCCGGAGUCCGAGCCGGAGGUGCAAGCCGUGGCCAAUUUCUUACGCUCCCACAAGGACUCUGUCAAACUUUACUUCUCCAUCCAUUCCUACUCGCAGAUGCUGCUGUUUCCGUACUCCUACACAAAGGAGCAGGUCCCAAAUUACACUGAGCUGGUGAGGCUUGUCCAGGAGGCAUCCUCGAAAAUACAUCGGUAUUACAAAAAUGUGUAUCGCUAUGGUUCUGGAGCACAAACAAUAUAUUUAGCUCCUGGGGGAUCGGAUGACUGGGCCUAUGAUCUAGGCAUUAAAUAUUCGUUUACCUUUGAGCUGCAAGACAAAGGGCGGUACGGCUUCCUCCUUCCUCCAAGCUUGAUCCCAGUUGCCUGCAAUGAAGCUCUAGCAGGGGUCAAAACCAUCGCUGUGCGUGUCCUUGAGAAACUUCAAUGA
Messenger RNA from Neoarius graeffei (lesser salmon catfish), 1290 nucleotides. It is a transcript of the gene cpb2, whose product is annotated as carboxypeptidase B2 (plasma). Lineage: Eukaryota; Metazoa; Chordata; Actinopteri; Siluriformes; Ariidae. Gene Ontology annotation, biological process: proteolysis; fibrinolysis. Bases 19 to 1290 code for a protein of 423 amino acids. The transcript has 11 exons. Gene Ontology annotation, molecular function: zinc ion binding; metallocarboxypeptidase activity. The record is from RefSeq and is a predicted model, not a curated record.